GGAUGGUGUUUGGGUAGAGGAAGUUUUGCUUGCGAGUUUUCCGUCCGUUUCGGCUGUCUGAGUAUUUAGUUGAUGCGCUUUUAUUAGAAGAAAUGAUAUUAAUGUGAACUGCAUUACUGUGAAGCUCGCAAGUAUUCAAAAAGUGAAUUAACCCCCGAGUAGAAGCGGCGGGAUUUAGCACUUCACAGUAACCCGAGAGCACCUUGCUGCUAAGCUAACGUUACCGAGCUCGUUAGCUAGCAUUAGCCUCUGGUCUGUGUUGAAUUGAAGGGGCUCUCCAAGCUCACGAAGCCAUGGGGAACCGGGGCAUGGAAGACCUGAUUCCCCUCAUCAACAAGCUUCAAGACGCAUUUAGCUCCAUUGGCCAGAGUUGCAAUUUAGACCUUCCUCAGAUCGCUGUGGUCGGUGGGCAGAGCGCUGGAAAAAGCUCGGUCUUGGAGAAUUUCGUCGGCAGGGACUUCCUUCCACGUGGAUCAGGCAUUGUGACCCGCAGACCUCUCAUUUUGCAGCUGAUCAACAAUAAAGCAGAAUAUGCUGAAUUCCUGCACUGCAAAGGAAAGAAGUUUGUGGAUUUUGAAGAAGUGCGGGGAGAGGCAGAGACCGACAGGAUAACAGGCUCCAACAAAGGCAUCUCUCCUAUCCCAAUUAACCUGAUGUACUCCCCACAUGUGCUGAACCUGACACUGAUUGACCUCCCGGGAAUGACUAAGGUUGCUGUAGGAGAUCAGCCACCAGACAUAGAGCACCAGAUCAGAGAUAUGCUGUUGCAGUUCAUUACCAAGGAAAGCUGUCUGAUCCUGGCAGUCACUCCUGCUAACACUGAUCUGGCUAACUCGGACGCUUUGAAGAUUGCAAAGGAGGUGGACCCGCAGGGUCUGCGUACCAUUGGUGUUAUAACAAAACUGGACCUCAUGGAUGAAGGGACAGAUGCACGGGACAUCCUUGAAAACAAACUGCUGCCACUGCGGAGGGGUUACAUAGGUGUGGUGAACCGCAGUCAGAAAGAUAUUGAUGGGAAGAAGGACAUUCGUGCUGCUCUGGCUGCUGAGAGAAAAUUCUUCCUGUCCCAUCCUGCCUAUAGACACAUGGCAGAGCGUAUGGGUACACCACACUUACAAAAAUCACUUAACCAGCAAUUGACCAAUCACAUCAGGGAUACCCUGCCUGGUCUGCGAAGUAAGCUGCAGAGUCAGCUCCUCUCCCUGGAGAAGGAGGUCGAGGAGUACAAGAACUUCCGUCCGGAUGACCCAACACGCAAGACAAAGGCUUUGUUGCAGAUGGUACAGCAGUUUGGUGUGGACUUUGAGAAGUGCAUUGAAGGCUCUGGGGAUCAGGUGGAUACCAAUGAGCUGUCAGGUGGUGCCAAGAUCAACCGCAUCUUCCAUGAGCGUUUCCCCUUCGAACUAGUCAAGAUUGUUUUUGAUGAGAAGGAGCUACGACGGGAAAUCAGUCACGCAAUCAAGAAUGUCCACGGUGUCAGAACGGGGCUGUUCACUCCAGACCUGGCGUUUGAGGCCAUCGUGAAAAAGCAGAUCGUUAAGCUGAAAACGCCCUGUCUCAAAUGUAUCGAUCUGGUCAUUCAGGAGCUCAUCAACACAGUCAGGCAGUGCACCAACAAGCUCAAUUCCUACCCCAGACUGAGAGAGGAGACUGAGAGAAUUGUCACCACUCAUAUCAGAGAAAGAGAAGGGAAGAGCAAGGACCAGGUUCUGCUGCUGAUUGACAUUGAGCUGUCCUACAUCAACACCAACCAUGAGGACUUCAUAGGCUUUGCUAAUGCUCAGCAGAGGAACACAGCUGCAAACAAGAAGAGGGCCAUUCCCAACCAGGGUGAGAUUCUGGUGAUCAGGAAAGGUUGGCUAACCAUCAACAUCAGCAUCAUGAAAGGAGGCUCCAAGGAAUACUGGUUUGUCCUGACUGCUGAGUCCCUGUCCUGGUACAAAGAUGAGGAGGAAAAAGAAAAGAAGUAUAUGCUGCCCUUGGAUAACCUGAAAAUCAGAGAUGUGGAGAAAGGCUUUAUGUCUACAAAGCAUAUCUUUGGAAUCUUCAACACUGAGCAGAGGAACGUGUACAAGGAUCUUCGCCAAAUAGAACUGGCCUGUGAUUCUCAAGAGGAUGUGGACAGCUGGAAAGCGUCCUUCCUCAGGGCAGGAGUUUAUCCAGAGAAGGACCAGGUGGAGAAUGAGGACGCUGCCCCUGCAGACACGUUCUCUAUGGAUCCUCAAUUGGAGCGGCAAGUGGAAACCAUCCGCAACCUGGUGGACUCGUACAUCGGCAUCAUAAACAAAUCCAUCAGAGAUCUCGUGCCCAAGACCAUCAUGCACCUCAUGAUCAACAACGCGAAGGACUUUAUCCACUCAGAGCUACUGGCCUACCUCUAUUCAUCUGGGGACCAGAACAGCCUCAUGGAGGAGUCAGCUGACCAGGCCCAGCGUAGAGACGAAAUGUUGCGCAUGUAUCAUGCACUCAAGGAAGCACUGGUCAUUAUUGGUGACAUCAGCGCCAACACAAUCACCACGCCAGUGCCACCACCUGUAAAUGACACCUGGAUCCAGGAAACCAGCCCAACCCCUCAGCACCGGCCGGUUCCUGCAGCCACCCAGCCCCCCAGCCGUCCCCCUGCUGUGAGAGGCCCAACACCAGGACCACCCCUGAACCCUUCUCCUGCCUUUGGAGCACCGCUUAAUCCCUCUCCAGCCUUUGGUGCACCCCCAAUCCCCUCCCGCCCAGGCCCACCCAUCAAUGCCUUCAACAGCAGUCAGGAUCCCUUCAGCGCACCCCCACAGAUCCCCUCCCGGCCCGCUCGUGGCCCUCCCAAUAUUCCCAGGCGCCCGGCUCCUCGUCGAAACCAGUGGCCUUGACCAGACACGAAUGACUCCAAUCAGUGACAGCGGUGGGAACAGAAGAGCACAUUUAAUUUUUAGUUUGUCAAAUAUAGAAGCACUCCAAUAUUGCUGUUACAGUCCUGCAUUUGUAAUCUUGACACUUUGAAGAAUCCAAACAGAGGGGAAUCAUAUUUAAUUUUAUUUUUUUUUUUUUCUGGGGCACAAAAGCUGAAAUGGUGUGAGAUCUCGUAAUAAAUUUUUCAAUUCUCCAUUCUGAUUUCCCCAGUAGACCCUGGGCCAUUUGUUUUGUAUCAUUUCAGAGUUCUAGAUUAGCAGACGUGGUGCCAAGUCACAAAGUGCAGCUGGAGAUUUGUAUAAUUUUUCAUGAUUCUGUUGGUGAUGAAAAAGAAAUAUGCCUUUCAAGUGGUGGCACAUUACCGCAAAAAAAAUGAAUGAUUCAUAACAGAAUCAUUAAUGAUGGCUCACAGUUAUGGGUACAACAGGUUUUACUUAAUGUACA
This is a messenger RNA of Archocentrus centrarchus (flier cichlid), 3345 nucleotides long. RefSeq names its product dynamin 2a (gene dnm2a). The record is from RefSeq and is a predicted model, not a curated record. Lineage: Eukaryota; Metazoa; Chordata; Actinopteri; Cichliformes; Cichlidae. Gene Ontology annotation, cellular component: plasma membrane; synapse; cytoplasm. Gene Ontology annotation, molecular function: GTPase activity; microtubule binding; GTP binding. Gene Ontology annotation, biological process: synaptic vesicle budding from presynaptic endocytic zone membrane; receptor internalization.